Rana temporaria (common frog) is the source of this 340-nucleotide messenger RNA. Its product is annotated as small EDRK-rich factor 2-like. NCBI's taxonomy places the organism in Eukaryota, Metazoa, Chordata, Amphibia, Anura, Ranidae. The coding region runs from base 78 to 251 and encodes 57 amino acids. The record is from RefSeq and is a predicted model, not a curated record. The transcript has a single exon.
UAGACGGCGAGCUAGCUACCGCACGGAGGAGGAAGUUGUUGGAGCGGAGGGCGAGCGAGCGACGGGAGAGCUGAACGAUGACUCGUGGAAACCAGCGUGAGCUUGCUCGAGCAAAGAAUCUAAAGAAAACUCAGGAUAAGAUGAAGAAGUCUGAGGAUGGAUUAUCCGCUGCUGCACGGAAGGAGAGAGAUGCUCAGAUAAUGCAGCAAAAACAGAAAAAGGCUACGGAGAAAAAAGACGAGCCAAAAUAGCAUCUGUGGAUGGCUGCGUGACUAAAGGCAGAAGACGAUGACCUGAAGAUCUAUCAUUUAGAACGUGAAAAUAAAAACAUUUGGCUAAA